Messenger RNA from Camelina sativa (false flax), 3051 nucleotides. The record is from RefSeq and is a predicted model, not a curated record. NCBI's taxonomy places the organism in Eukaryota, Viridiplantae, Streptophyta, Magnoliopsida, Brassicales, Brassicaceae.
GGCCUUCGCAGUUCGCGCUUUACGCAUUUCGCGUCUGAAUCUAUAGCUACCGGAGGUUUUACUCGGCGAUUGUAGUCGUGGUGGUAGAUCGGGUAUUUUCGCGGUGGAUCUAUUUGAUCUGGAUCUGAUAAUACCUCUGCUUGCUUCUUUUUCUGAGUCUUUUUAGGAGUUGUCGUGAAUCCGAAUCGUCUGUGGUAAUGCAAUUGUGCUCAGAUUUUGAGUAGUUUCAUUGAUCUUGGAGAGGACUGUGUGUGAGUGAGAGAGAGAGAGAUCGAAAUGUUGCGCGCGAGAGCAUUUCGGCAGACAAAUGGUAAGAUUGUGAAGAUUCAGGUACAUCCCACGCAUCCAUGGCUUGUUACUGCUGAUGAUUCGGAUCACGUCUCCGUUUGGAAUUGGGAGCAUCGUCAGGUAAUUUACGAAUUGAAAGCCGGUGGAGUUGACGAGCGUCGUUUAGUUGGUGCUAAGUUAGAGAAGCUUGCCGAAGGAGAAUCCGAUUAUAAAGCCAAGCCUACUGAAGCUAUUCGAGGAGGAAGUGUCAAGCAGGUGAAGUUUUACGAUGAUGAUGUGCGUUAUUGGCAACUGUGGCGCAAUCGCACCGCAGCUGCUGAAUCUCCGUCAGCUGUCAAUCAUCUCACAUCUGGUUUCACUUCUCCUGCUCCGUCGACUAAAGGCCGGCAUUUUCUGGUUAUCUGUUGUGAGAAUAAAGCCAUUUUCUUGGAUUUGGUGACAAUGCGUGGUCGUGAUGUGCCGAAGCAAGAGCUUGACAACAAGUCACUUCUCUGCAUGGAGUUUCUUUCCAGAUCAUCUGGUGGUGAUGGCCCUUUAGUUGCAUUUGGUUCAACUGAUGGUGUCAUUAGGGUUUUAUCAAUGAUAACAUGGAAGCUUGCACGUAGAUAUACAGGGGGCCAUAAAGGAUCAAUUCAUUGCUUGAUGAAUUUCAUGGCAUCAUCUGGCGAAGCACUCCUUGUUUCAGGUGGCAGUGAUGGCUUACUAGUACUGUGGAGUGCCGAUCAUGGCGCUGACUCAAGGGAACUUGUACCCAAGCUUAGCUUGAAGGCACAUGAUGGUGGAGUGGUAGCUGUCGAGCUGUCAAGGGUAAGUGGCAGUGCUCCACAAUUGAUUACAAUUGGUGCUGACAAGACAUUGGCCAUAUGGGACACAAUGACAUUUAAGGAGCUGCGUAGAAUUAAACCUGUCCCAAAACUAGCUUGCCACAGUGUUGCAUCGUGGUGCCACCCUAGAGCACCAAACCUCGAUAUCUUGACUUGCGUUAAAGAUUCACACAUAUGGUCUAUUGAGCAUCCAACUUAUUCAGCCCUGACAAGGCCAUUAUGUGAACUUUCUUCCUUGGUUCCGCCUCAAGUACUUGCAACCCACAGAAAACUUAGGGUCUAUUGUAUGGUUGCACAUCCUCUACAGCCGCAUCUCGUCGCAACUGGUACCAAUGUUGGUAUUAUAGUUAGUGAAUUUGAUCCUCGUGCCAUCCCGUCUGCAGCUCCUUUACCAGCAUUGCCUGGAAGUCGGGAGAAUUCAGCUAUAUAUAUCCUUGGACGAGAAUUAAAGCUCUUGAACUUUCAAUUAUCCAACUCAGCUAACCCAACACUUGGCAAUAAUAGUGCCUUGUCCGAAUCAGGGGUAUCUAAGGGAGAUCCAGGUGAACAGUUGACUGUAAAGCAGACCAAAAAGCAGAUUGUGGCACCUGUUCCUCAUGAUUCAUACUCGGUUCUUUCUGUAAGCAGUUCAGGGAAGUAUGUGGCAGUUGUAUGGCCUGAUAUUCUGUACUUCUCUAUCUACAAGGUUAGUGACUGGUCUAUUGUUGACUCUGGAAGUGCAAGAUUGUUGGCUUGGGACACAUGUCGGGAUAGGUUCGCGAUACUAGAAUCUGUGUUACCUCAAAGGAUGCCCCUAAUCCCAAAGAGUGGUUCAUCGAGAAAGGCUAAAGAAGCCGCUGCAGCCGCAGCUCAAGCGGCUGCUGCUGCUAGUGCAGCGUCAUCAGCUAGUGUCCAAGUUCGUAUUCUCUUGGAUGAUGGUACCUCAAACAUACUAAUGAGAUCUGUAGGAGGUCGCUCGGAACCGGUCAUUGGUCUACAUGGUGGUGCUCUACUUGGUAUAGGCUAUCGCACAUCCCGAAGGAUUAGUCCUGUUGCUGCAACAGCUAUUUCGACCAUACAGUCGAUGCCGCUGUCAGGAUUCGGAAACAGCAAUGUUUCUUCGUUUUCGAGCUAUGAUGAUGGGUUUUCGUCGCAGAAGUCUGCUGAGUCUGCACCCCUGAACUACCAGCUCUACAGUUGGGAAAAUUUUGAGCCAGUAGGUGGUAUGCUACCUCAGCCAGAAUGGGCGGCAUGGGACCAAACAGUUGAGUACUGUGCAUUUGCGUAUCAACAAUACAUGGUCAUAUCGUCCUUGCGCCCUCAGUAUAGAUAUCUUGGUGAUGUUGCCAUUGCACAUGCUACUGGAGCUGUUUGGCAUCGCAGGCAGCUGUUUGUGGCUACACCAACCACUAUUGAAUGUGUCUUUGUGGAUGCGGGAGUUUCUGAAAUUGAUAUAGAGACUAGGAAGAUGAAGGAAGAAAUGAAACUUAAGGAAGCCCAGGCUAGAGCAGUUGCAGAGCAUGGAGAGUUGGCCUUAAUCACAGUAGAAGGUUCCCAGUCUGCGAAGCAAGAAAGGAUAUCUUUAAGGCCUCCCAUGCUACAGGUGGUGCGUUUGGCUUCUUUCCAAAAUGCCCCAUCUGUUCCGCCAUUCUUAUCAUUGCCAAGACAAUCAAGAGGUGAUGGCGAUGACAUUAUGGAUGAAAGAAGGACCAGUGAGGUAGCUGUAGGUGGUGGGGGAGUAUCAGUGGCUGUUACUCGUUUCCCAGUGGAGCAAAAACGACCAGUGGGGCCUCUUGUUGUUGCUGGUGUACGGGAUGGAGUUCUUUGGCUCAUUGACAGGUACCAAGAGUCUCCUGUUCUUACCUUCAGACAGACUGUCUCUUGUGGUGCGUUUGGCUUCUUUCCAAAAUGCCCCAUCUGUUCCGCCAUUCUUAUCAUUGCCAAGACAAUCAAGAGGUGA